UGACCCCCUGUGCAUGCAGGAAGUCUCCCCGCAUGGUUUACUGAGCGGGAGACGGGGGUCAGCUGCAUGUGGCACCUGAAAGGCAGAAGAAGUCCUCCCUUUGCCCACCGCCUCUCCUCUGUGCCUAGUGCCAGGCUCCUCCUGGCCAGCCCCUCCUGUUCCUGGCCUGGGCACAGUCGUGGGUCAAGAGGCAAGCCUUGGGCUCUGCUCAGCAGUCAGCAGGGAGUCCAAACCUGGUGUGACCGUGUUUUUCAGGAGUGCAGAAGAGCUGUGGGCCUCUGCUGCCCUUACCUGGGGCUCAGGAGGGUUCAGGGAGUCCUGGCCUUUUAUGUGCAGGGGUCAGGAGAGGUGCGGGUCAAUGCCCUGCUGCGAGACCUUUGCAGGCACUUGGUCAAAGAAAAACCGGCACUCCUGGAGGGUCUGUGCUACAGGACCAGGAGGUACUACACCAGCUCCUGGCCAGAGAUCCGGGCAGCAGCAAUACAUCUUACCAGCAUCAUGCUGGAGUACAGCAGCCCAGGGACUACCAGGUGGCUGAACAUCGCCCACUUGCAGAGCUCUCUGAGGUCUCUGGAAAAGGACUCAUCACCACCAGUCCAAAUCGCAGCCACCCAGGUCCUGGAGGCAAUCUCGAAAAGCCCUUGGGGAAGGGUACAAUCUCCAGACUCAAACCAUGGGCAUACUCUGCCCCGUAUAUUUUCUAUAUUUUGCUUUGGGUGCCUGAGGCCCGGCACAAACUGAGAGCAAGCUGCUACACGUGCAUGUGUGUGCACACGCACGAUUUCUGUAAAUAAAUUCUGUUCCUGGUU
This is a messenger RNA of Alligator mississippiensis (American alligator), 809 nucleotides long. RefSeq names its product maestro heat-like repeat-containing protein family member 1. Bases 67 to 741 code for a protein of 224 amino acids. The record is from RefSeq and is a predicted model, not a curated record. The transcript has 4 exons. Lineage: Eukaryota; Metazoa; Chordata; Crocodylia; Alligatoridae.